Molecule: messenger RNA, 1686 nt
Organism: Prunus persica (peach)
Lineage: Eukaryota; Viridiplantae; Streptophyta; Magnoliopsida; Rosales; Rosaceae
Product: peptide chain release factor PrfB3, chloroplastic
Exons: 7
Coding region: 214-1314 (366 amino acids)
Biological process (GO): translational termination
Molecular function (GO): translation release factor activity
Source: RefSeq, a predicted model, not a curated record
AUAUAAACAUGAGUAACGGUCCAGAGGAUAAGACCCGAGAGAGAGAGAGAGAGAGAGAGAGAGAGAGAGAGAAAUGAGAGCUGAGCUGAGUUUUAUACGUGGGUGUUCAGUGCCCACCAGUCUCAGCUGCUCUUUCAUCCCAAACAUUCAUUUGUCUACUUUCUAAAAACAGAGUUUGUUUAAUUGCUCUUGUUUCCUCUUUUAUUUCUAAUUAUGACAAGCAUGGCCGCAGAAUUCGCAUUUGUCAGAAAUGGUAGCACCGCCACUACCACUACUGCUGCCGCUGCCUUGUUCAGCUCAAAUUGGAAAGCUUCCGAAAGAAAGAGUCAUCAGUCACUACACACUUCUUGCAUGGAUGACAAGAACAGGGUCUACAAACAACUGGGAUUAUUUUCUUUGAAAAAGAAGAUUGAAGAUACAGUUCUCCGAGCUGAGAUGUUGGCCCCAUUGGCAUUGGAACUUGAAGAAGCAAGAAGAAAUAAGCAGGAACAACAGAUACGUGACUAUAACCUUUGGGAUGACACAGCUAAGUCCAGUGAGAUUCUUGCCAAGUUAGCUGACAGUGCCAAAGUGGUUGAUGCUCUUAAAGACUUGACAUAUAAGGCUGAAGAAGCAAAGCUGAUAACGCAGUUAGCGGAGAUAGAUGCUAUACAUUAUGGGCUUUUUAGGCAAGCAUAUGUUGCAUCUCUAGAUGUAAGCAAGCUUUUGGAUCAGUAUGAGAUGUCCAAGCUUCUCAAGGGACCAUAUGACAUGGAGGGAGCAUGUCUAGUUAUCAAAGCUGGAGGUGAAGGCUACCCUGAGGUAUGGGUAAAACAACUACUAAGCAUGUAUACCAAAUGGGCCAAAAAGCUAGGUUAUAAAGGGAGGGUCAUUGAGAAGCGUCCUUCCACAAAUGGUGGCAUCAAGUCAGCAACUAUUGAGUUUGAAUUUGAGUUUGCUUAUGGCUAUCUUUCCGGAGAGACAGGUGUUCACAACAUUAUAAGUUCGCAAAAUGGAUCUGCUUUGCAUUUGGCUAGCUCAGCAAGUGUGGAUGUUUUUCCUUUGUUUCUUGGAAAAGCUCAUGACCUACAAAUUGAUGAGGAGGAUUUAGUCGUCACAUUGCCAUCAAUGCUUGAAGAAGAGCAGGGCCAAACUGGACCUUCAGUUUCCAUCCAGCAUAUACCCACGAGUGUAACUGCGCAAUCAUCAGGUGAGAGGAGCCACUUUGCAAAUAAGAUCAAGGCCAUUAACCGGUUGAAAGGCAAGCUUCUCAUCCUUGCACUGGAACAAGGAGUUACUGAGGAUGCUUUAUUUUUGGCUGAAUCGAAGUUCUGAGAGCCUUUUAACAUCACAAAUUAACUAGCGUCCUCCUUUGAGUCUAGCUACCAUGAGGCAGGGGUAUCCUGUAGGCAUUAGUGCAACCGUGCAAGCCCAACAGCCGAUCAAAUGAUACAAAAAUAUACCAGUAAAUCAUAGGAUUUAUCUUUAAAUGUUCCUUUGAAAACCCAAUGGGUGGCAAGGAAGCUCAUACCCUUUAUUUACAAUCAAUACUACUUAAUUAUCUGUAUUUUUUGGUAAAAUGGAGUGCCAAAUUAUUUGUACAAAAGCGUUGAAGUUGCUAAUCAGUUAGUAAGUUCAAACGCUACCUCCACAAUGUAAUUUCAUAAUUCGAACUGUAUAAUUUUUAGGACCUCAUUCAAACUUUAU